Alexandromys fortis (reed vole) is the source of this 524-nucleotide messenger RNA. It is a transcript of the gene Prr13, whose product is annotated as proline rich 13. The annotation marks the transcript as partial. Lineage: Eukaryota; Metazoa; Chordata; Mammalia; Rodentia; Cricetidae. The record is from RefSeq and is a predicted model, not a curated record. The transcript is spliced from 3 exons.
CUCCAAUCAUCAUGCCGAGUGACCCUAUAACCAGGUCACCGGGGCGGUGCAGAAGCAUAGAAUGAAUAGGGCUGACCAGGAAGUCUGAACUCAGACUGGAAAGGCAGCAAGUCCGGCGGUCUUCGGUCUUCGGCUGGAACUAACAUCUGGACAUGUGGAACCCUAAUGCUGGGUCUAAUUCAUAUCCACCCCAAGUGGUGUGCCCAGGAGGUCCCAAUCCUGCCUGUCCACCACAUGUCAACCCUGCCUUUCCUCCUGGCCCCUGUCCUCCUGGAAUUUCCCAGGGAAACCCAGCUUUCCCUCCGUGCCAACCUUCUUGCCCUACUGUGCCACAACCAGGAUAUCCAGGACACCCACCCCCGGGCCCCUGCCCUCCCUCGUACCCCCUACCUGGUCCUGGCAUGUGCCCUGUGAACCCUCUGGCUCCUGGCAUGGUCGGCCCAGGAACAGUGAUAGAUAAGAAGAUGCGGAAGAAAAUGAAGAAAGCUCAUAAAAAGAUGCAUAAGAAACACAAGCACGGAAAG